This is a messenger RNA of Ricinus communis (castor bean), 3712 nucleotides long. Its product is annotated as probable LRR receptor-like serine/threonine-protein kinase At3g47570. The transcript has 2 exons. Gene Ontology annotation, molecular function: protein kinase activity; ATP binding; protein binding. NCBI's taxonomy places the organism in Eukaryota, Viridiplantae, Streptophyta, Magnoliopsida, Malpighiales, Euphorbiaceae. Bases 344 to 3466 code for a protein of 1040 amino acids. Gene Ontology annotation, biological process: protein phosphorylation. The record is from RefSeq and is a predicted model, not a curated record.
CACUAAUAGAUUAGAGAGGGUUGGGUCGGUCCAUUUCCUUAUGAGACAAAACUGACUCAUCUUCAGUACAUUCAACAAUGGCGGACUAAAUUUCUCGAAAAGAAAAAAAAACAAUGGCGGACUAAACUCCACUCCACUUCCAGCCAAAUUUAAGUGUCAAGCAAUAUCCCACUAAAAACUCCCACUUUGAAAACACUGUUUUCCCCCCUUCUACGUUUCUCUUUUUUUAAGGAAUUUGGCAGAUCAACGAAUAUAAAGUAUUCCUCAUCUCCAGAAAUUAACUCCUAGUUGUUUACUUUUAGUUGGCAAGUGUUAAUUGUUUUUGGUGUUUUUAGAAAAUCGUAUGGGGCUCUCUUACAAGAGCUUGUUGCUGUUUCUCUCAUCUCUUUUCAUCCCUUCUGGUGUUCUUAUAUUGUGCUUUAGCUCAACAACUAGCUCUGCCAUUUCUGGCAAUGAGACUGAUCUCCAAGCCUUGCUUGAAUUCAAGUCGAAAAUCACUCAUGACCCUUUUCAGGUUUUGAGAUCAUGGAAUGAAACCAUCCAUUUUUGUCAGUGGCAAGGCGUCACCUGUGGUCUUCUCCACCGGAGAGUUACAGUUCUGGACCUGCACUCCUUGAAAAUAUCAGGCUCUAUAUCACCCUACAUUGGCAACUUGAGCUUCCUAAGGGCAUUAAAUAUCCAAAACAACAGCUUUGGUCAUGAAAUUCCGCAACAGAUUGGCUAUUUGCGUAGGCUGGAAGAACUCAGAUUGAACAACAAUUCAGUAGGAGGGAAGAUUCCUACAAAUAUAUCAAGAUGCUCAAACCUUGUUUUUAUUUCCUUGGGGAAAAACAAGCUAGAAGGAAAUGUUCCUGAAGAGCUGGGUGUCCUGUCAAACCUUCAAGUUCUUUCGAUCUUUGGAAACAAGCUAACCGGAAGCAUUCCUCAUUCGCUUGGGAAUUUGUCGCAACUUCAGAGACUAUCUUUAGCUGAAAAUAGAAUGGUCGGUGAAGUUCCUAAUUCACUAGGCUGGCUGAGAAAUCUUACAUUUUUGAGUCUUCGUUCAAAUAGGCUGUCAGGUACCAUCCCUUCGUCACUUUUUAAUUUAUCUUCUAUCAGGAAUUUAGACAUAGGAGAAAAUAAUUUCCAUGGAAACCUUCAUUCAGAUAUAGGCUUCUUACUUCCAAACAUCCGAUGGUUUGCUAUUAGCUCUAACGAGUUCACUGGGAAAAUCCCUGUUUCGUUGUCUAAUGCUACAAACCUGGAAUCACUACUUCUGCUUCAAAACAAUCUUACUGGAGAGGUUCCUUCUCUAGCAAAGUUAGAUAGGCUUCGGGUUUUCUCUCUUACUUCAAACAAUUUAGGAACAGGAAAGGCUGAUGACUUGAGCUUUCUUCAUUCUUUGACCAAUACCACAGCAUUAGAAGAACUGGGCGUCAAUGGAAAUAACUUCGGAGGGAUGCUACCUGAUAGCAUUGCCAAUCUUUCUACUACUCUUAGGAUAUUACUUCUCGAUAACAACCGAAUAAUUGGAAGCAUCCCAUCUGGGAUAGAAAAUCUUGUCAGCUUGGAAGAUUUUGAGGUUUGGAAUAAUCAACUCUCAGGUUUCAUUCCGGAUAGUAUUGGAAAGCUUCAAAAUCUAGUGGUAUUGGCUUUGAACAGUAAUAUGCUUUCAGGGCAUAUUCCAUCUUCUCUAGGGAACUUGACCAAUUUAAUUCAACUUCUAGUAGAAGAUAACAAUCUUUCAGGGAGGAUACCGUCAGAUCUUGGCAGAUGCCAAAAUAUGCUUGGAUUGUCUCUUUCUCAAAACAAUUUUAGCGGUUCCAUACCCCCUGAAGUUAUAAGUAUUUCUUCAUUGUCAAUUUAUCUUGAUCUGUCCCAAAACAAUUUGACUGGAACCUUACCCAUGGAAGUUGGAAAUCUGAAAAGCCUGAGCGAAUUUGAUGUUUCUGGAAACAAAUUAUCAGGUGAGAUUCCAAGAACUCUUGGCAGUUGUAUAAGCCUAGAGAUACUAAAUAUGGCUGGCAACAAUUUUCAAGGGCUCAUACCUUCAUCUUUGAGUUCAUUGAGGGCUCUACAAAUUUUAGACUUAUCUAAUAAUCAUCUGUCAGGUGAAAUUCCAGGAUUCCUGUCAACACCUGGUGCCUUGCAGUAUUUAAAUCUCUCUUAUAAUAAUUUUAAAGGCAUGGUGCCCAGUAAAGGCAUCUUUAAGAAUGCAAGUGCUACUUCAGUUGAGGGAAACAAUAUGCUUUGUGGAGGAAUUCCUGAGUUCCAACUGCCUGUAUGCAAUUCUGCAAGGCAUAAGAAGAAUAGAUUGACUCCUGUACUGAAGACAGUCAUUGCUGCUAUAUCAGCGAUUUCAGGAAUGGCAUUCCUUAUUUUAAUGCUGUAUCUUUUCUGGUUCAGGCAGAAGAAAGUAAAUGAAACUACUGCAGACUUUUCAGAGAAGAAAAUUAUGGAACUUUCAUAUCAAAACCUGCAUAAAGCUACUGAUGGAUUUUCUUCAGCUAAUAUCAUUGGCAUGGGUAGUUUUGGGUCAGUCUAUAAAGGAAGACUUGAUAGGGAAGGAACUUUAAUUGCUGUAAAGGUAUUUAACCUUAUGCGAAGAGGGGGAUUCAAGAGUUUCCUAGCUGAGUGUGAAGCCUUAAGAAACAUCAGACACCGGAAUCUUCUAAAGGUACUAACUGCAUGCUCGAGUCUAGAUUAUCAUGGAAAUGAUUUUAAGGCUCUUGUUUAUGAGUUCAUGGUUAAUGGAAGCUUAGAGGAGUGGUUGCAUCCACCUGUUGCCACAAAUGAAGCAGAAUUGGAAACAAGGAAGUUGAAUUUUCUGCAGAGACUAAACAUUGCUAUUGAUGUUGCUUCUGCGCUUUAUUAUCUCCACCACCACUGCGAACCACAAAUUGUUCAUUGCGAUCUGAAACCAAGCAAUAUUCUUCUGGAUGAAGAACUGACAGGACAUGUCGGUGACUUUGGGUUAGCUAGAUUCCUUCUAGACGCAACCCAGAACCAUUAUACUCAAUCAAGCUCUAUUGGAGUAAGAGGGACAGUGGGUUACGCUCCACCUGAGUAUGGAAUGAGCAGUGAGGUUUCGACAUAUGGCGAUGUAUACAGUUAUGGGAUACUCUUGCUAGAAAUGUUUACAGGGAAGAGGCCUAUGGAUGACAUGUUUAAAGAUGGUUUUAACCUUCAUAACUUUGUGAAGGCAGCUUUGCCCAAUCAAGUGGUGGAGAUUGUGGAUCCAAAUCUUCUUCCUGAAAUAGAAGAAGGCGAGACAAGCACAGACAGUGCUGACACCGGAAGAUGCAAAACAAGCAGCAACAGACUGAUGGAGUGCUUGAAUGUAAUAUUUCAAGUUGGAGUUGAUUGUUCUGUUGAGUUUCCUAGAGAACGAAUGCCCAUUGUUGAUGUUGGCAGGCAGUUAGCCUCAAUCAAGGACAAACUUGUCGGAACUGGAUUUCCUAGCAAGAGACAAAUUAGUAUUCUAUAAGGAAAAGAGAUGUUAUUGAUAUGGUCAGAACCAAACGUUGCCAAAUAGAACAUGUAAAUCCCAUAUUAUGGGAUGGCACAGAUUCAAUGGAAAUUCCCGAAUGGGAGCCUUUUCUGUGCAGAGAGAUGAGCUUAUGAAGUUCUGUGUUAUUGUUAUGACUUGGAAAUGUAUUCUCUCUGAACAUCCCUAACCAAAUACAUUUUACCUUUAUUGAUGCAAUGUGAUUUAUUAUAAAUUAAACAAUAA